Messenger RNA from Salvia splendens (bonfire salvia), 594 nucleotides. RefSeq names its product thioredoxin H1. The transcript has 4 exons. NCBI's taxonomy places the organism in Eukaryota, Viridiplantae, Streptophyta, Magnoliopsida, Lamiales, Lamiaceae. Gene Ontology annotation, molecular function: protein-disulfide reductase activity. The coding region runs from base 183 to 485 and encodes 100 amino acids. The record is from RefSeq and is a predicted model, not a curated record.
UAAGUUUUGAGAGAGAGAAGGAGAAGAAGAAAUGUCUACGUCGGAAUCUGAAGGGCAAGUGAUCGGCUGCCACACUGAUGCUACCUGGACCGAGCAGCUUCAGAAGGCAAAUGACAAUAACAAGCUGGGUUAAUUUUUCAUGAGAUUCGUGGUAUAAAUUAUGCUUCCAUAUUCCUUGAUCAAUGACAAUGAAGAAGAAGGGAAAUAGGCACAAAAUGGUAGUUGUGGAUUUCACUGCUUCCUGGUGCGGACCCUGCCGUAUCAUCGCUCCAUUCUUUGCAGAAUUAGCGAAGAAGUUUCCUGCAGCAAUGUUCCUCAAGGUGGAUGUCGAUGAGUUGAAGUCGGUUGCUAGUGACUGGGCAGUGGAGGCAAUGCCAACCUUCAUCUUCCUCAAAGAAGGGAAGAUCUUGGACACCAUUGUAGGAGCAAAGAAAGAAGUGCUGCAACAGACGAUUGCUAAGCACCUCAACACUGCUACUGCCUAGAACUAUGCUAGUGUGCUCACUUAGACGUUCAAGCUCCUUUUUAUUUCCCUUGCAGAGUAGUAGUAAUGUUGACAUUUAAUUCAAUAAAGGCUUAUGCUUUUGAUUGCUA